Messenger RNA from Babjeviella inositovora NRRL Y-12698, 1437 nucleotides. RefSeq names its product SNG1 family protein. The record is from RefSeq and is a predicted model, not a curated record. Bases 1 to 1437 code for a protein of 478 amino acids. Lineage: Eukaryota; Fungi; Ascomycota; Pichiomycetes; Serinales. The transcript has a single exon. Gene Ontology annotation, cellular component: membrane.
AUGACUAGCUCUUCGCUGACAGUAUCGGAAGACGGUGAGAAAGAGAGAAAACCAGACGACAUUAACGAUCUCGUAGAUAGAGAGGAACUCCAGCUUGAGGAGAAUAUCGCUGGCAGUGUUCCUAUGAGGCCGGUUCCAAGAAAAGUGGGACUCUUCCACCCGUCGAUGGUACGAACCUGGAAGAACGUUGUGUUGGGUGCCCUCAAGAACUAUGCCAUUAUGGUCCCCAGCUUGAUCCUAGUGUCGUCUCUUAUUUUUGGCACCCAUUAUGACACUAACUCAAAACUUGGGAACUUGAAUGUUGUCAUGGUAUACGACACAGAUGAUGGCGGGCUCGGCCUUCUCAGUCAGGCUUUGCUUAACUCCACCAGCAACCCGCUUGCAUCAGAUGUCGCUGGGUGGAACACCUACACCAGCACUGAAUUGCUUCGCGAGUACCCAGACUUGACUAGUGCGGACGAGGCCGCCCAACGGUUGGUGCACCAAAGAAAAGCCUGGGCCGCGAUUGUGGUUGCCCCCAACGCUACCAGCCUGUUGAAACAAGCCCUCCUCUCUAACGACGGGAGUUUCAAUUCCACCAAUUUGAUCCGUGCGUAUAUUGAAACCUCUAGUGAUCCACAGGUAGUCGGGGGCUACAUCAUCCCGGGGAUAAUGCUCCUUCAAGACGCCUUUUCGGUAGUGCUUCCGGUGGUAUACCGCGGCAUUUUCUCCACUAUGAACGCCACCGAGCGUGCCAUUGUGUUUGACGGAGAUAACUCGUUUGAUAUUGUGACGAUGCCGAUCUUUUUUGCCCUCCAGGACAACUUACCGUUCUUAAACACGGUUGUUGUGGCGCCCCUCACGUUGGGUAUGGUAAUCUUGAUCAUUGUGAGUUUCUUCCUGAUUGGUUUCUUUGCUCCAUACCACCAGCAGGUUGCCCCUAAGUUGCUCCCAAUGCACUUCAUCGUUUACCGUCUCAUAAUCGGCCAGGUUUCGUUCCUCGUGCUCUCCUUUACAUUUACCUGUGUCUGCGCCUGCUUCAGGGUCGACUUCAACGUGCGCUAUGGGCAGGGUGGGUUCAUGUUUAGUUUUCUUGCGUUCUACUUGGCGAUGUCUGCGGUGGGGUUGAUGAACGAAGUGAUGUUCAACAUCUUUUUCGUCACCUUCCCGCCAGGUAUCGGCUUCUGGUUGUUGUUCUGGGUGCUUUCUAACGUCGGCCCGACGUUCUCACCGAUUGAGCUAUGUCCCGAAUUUUACAGGUAUGGUUAUGCCAUGCCGAUUAGAAAUGUCAGGGAGUGCUUGAGGGUCAUUUUAUGUGGGUGUUGGGACGGUCAUUUGGCCAAGAACUUUGGAAUUUUGGCUGCCUGGGUGGUAUUUGGUAUGUUGAUGAUUCCACCAUCCAUGAUGUUUGCGCAGUCCAGAAUGGUAAAGAAGGCCAAGGCCGAGGCUGCGAAAUAA